Molecule: messenger RNA, 4212 nt
Organism: Coccinella septempunctata (seven-spotted ladybird)
Lineage: Eukaryota; Metazoa; Arthropoda; Insecta; Coleoptera; Coccinellidae
Product: prodigiosin synthesizing transferase PigC-like
Exons: 21
Coding region: 140-4036 (1298 amino acids)
Biological process (GO): phosphorylation
Molecular function (GO): ATP binding; kinase activity
Source: RefSeq, a predicted model, not a curated record
ACUCAUUCUAUUGUCACCUGCUACCGCUAUCGGAAGAUAAGGCUAAUGAGAGCGAUCCUCAAGUUUUCGAUAACCGCUUUGAUCUUUUUAUUCGAUUUUAGUUAACACCCGCGUUCUGUUUUGGCAAGGAAUCUGCGUGAUGUUAUCGUUAGUGUUCAAUUUUUGCUACUACGCAACGUUGGUUGUUGUGCCUGUUGUUGUUUACUUGCUGAUCAACGAUGAUGAUAAUUUCCACUCUAAAGGAGGUGUUCUCUACCUGGUAAAGUUCAUAUUUGGAAAGAGGGAAAUUCAAAAGGCCUGUAAAAAAGUGAAAAUACCGAAGAAAUACGAAGAAUUAGAACGUUACGAUAGACCCAAACCUAUAACAAGGGAAACAAAAUCUGAAGCCCUGACCUUCAGAGCUGUCGAUCAAGAGGGCAACCAAUUGAGCGUGAAAAUAACGCUUCUGGCUGAUCACAUCGCGGAAUCUACGAUUUGCCUGAGAAUUGGCAAGGAUAUUUACGUAUCUCCAGAUGCUGGCGGCGUUACCAGAAGGCACGUCUCGGGGUACCAAUGGAAAUGUCAAGGUUUGAACGUGGAAAUCUCGGAGCCUUUCAAGAGGUACAGGCUCCUUUUCAACGGUUUUCUCAGAAAAGUAUCCACCACAAACGAUGGCGGUGUAGAACACAUCAGUUUGCGAUUAACAUGGAAUUGCUGCUCCAAACCAAACUUUUCCCUUGUAGACGACGACUUGAAUCUCCUUGCGAAAUGCUUGGCGAAAACCACUUGGAGAGAUGGAAAUUGGCUGAAACUCUUGGGAGACGAGAAGAGUAUCGUGCAGUUUGGGGCUCUCAAAGGUACGAUUUUAGGUGAUAAUAUCCCAGAAACUCAAGUCAAUAUGGCUUGUGUAAGAACCAAAAUCAAGGGUACUGCAGACAUCGAGGCUUUGAACAAAGAUCUAACAGUAUUUGCAGCCACUGAAAACGGCUAUUUACUCCACUUAGGUGUAAAAUCCAUAAAGAAUGGCUGUCAGGAGCUCAAAUACGGUCACGUUUUAACCCACUUAGGAUCAGUAUACCCGGUCAAAAACUGUGAUUUGGAUUUGAGGAAAGGGGACCAAAGCAUCUCUGACAAAGUCACAAUUCACGUCGAAGUACCUGGAAAGAUGUUGAAAGUAGUUCUAUCCAUGGAUAACAACUCGAAUGUUGAGGUAACCAACGAUAAUUUCAAAGGUUUCAAGAGCAGAAAUGUAUCUGCAGAGUGUAUAGUGAAUAAUAAUAGAGGAUUCGCUAUUCUAGACUAUUGGACUUCUCAUCGAGGAAACGGUGUGAAAAGACCAAGUCCGAUAUUGAGAGAAAUUAAGGUGGAGACUGUGCCAGAUAUCGUUGUAACCCCAAUAGGCACAGAAGAAUCGAAAAUUUUAGAAUUGACAGGAGGAAAAGGAAGUUCACUGUCGUUGAUGAAGAGUCUGGAAAACGAAGAAAUAACAAUACCGGACGGAUUCAUUGUGACGACUGAAGCUUUCAAAAAACAGGUAGAAUACAAUUUCAAUCUACGUAAAUCGAUUUCUUUGCUGGAAGAUAUUGCAUUUGGACGGGAGAAGGGAGACUUGAAAAACGCCUGUGAAAUUACGGUGGAACUUUUCCGAGACCAGAUCAUAACUCCCUCGGUAGCUCAGAAAAUCUUGGACGAGUUGAUGAAGCAUCGAAGGAUCCAUGAUGACAAAGUCAUUCCAUAUCUGAGAUGGGCCGUAAGGUCUUCAGCUGUCGGGGAAGAUUCUGAGGAAUUCUCAUCGGCAGGACAGAACGAGACGUUUUUAGGCUCCCAGACCGACAAAGACGUGUUGACCAAGAUUUGUAAAUGUUGGGCCUCGUUAUUCACCUACCAAAGUGUCAUGUAUCGAAAGCAACACGGCUUGCCCAUUCGUACCUCCAUGGCCGUCGUGGUCCAACAGAUGAUACCUGCAGAGAGUUCCGGUGUCCUGUUCACCUGUCACCCCUCCAAUUCCGACCCGUCCAAGAUGGUGGUCACUUCGAAUUUCGGACUGGGAGAGACGGUGGUUUCCGGAGAAUCCGAGCCGGAUACCGUAACUUUGUCGAGGACUUUCGAGGGUGAGUUAUCCGUGGACUCCGUGGUCUUAGGCUCAAAAAUCCACUGUUUGGUCUUGGGUCGUUACGGGAUCCACAAGCACACCGGCGAAGAUAGGUCGGGUCAGCGUAGUUUGACCGAAUCCCAAGCUGUUAAGCUCGGGAAGGUUGGAGUGAUACUGGAAGAAGCCUUCGGUAGCCCCAGAGACGUCGAAUGGGCCUUUUUCAAGGAUCGGUUGUACGUACUCCAAUCAAGGCCCGUGACGACGCUGAACCAGUGGACGGACGAAGAACUGACGCAUGAAUUCGACAGUCCUCACAUCUCCAACGAUACCUACUACACCAGGGCGAACAUAGGGGAGGUGUCACCUUACGCCCUAACGGCGCUAUCUUAUAGCGCCAUCAUGUGUAAUAUAGACAAGGGCACACAGGUCUUGGCGUUUGGAAGGUACGAUCCGUACGUUUCCAUCAAUUUGAGGUACAGCCAUCACUUCGCCAUGCUGGAGCUCUUCUCGGCUUUCUACCCGCGACCGUCGGAAGAAAUAGAAACCUUCAACCAGAUGGUGGACCUGGCCAUCUUCGGUCGUCCGGUCUUGACCGAGGAAAUGAACAGGAAGGCGAUCGCCAGAUACGGCUCGCAAACAAAAUAUUCCAAACUGCUGGAGGCCGUGAGGAUGCUGAGGAACAACUGGAACGGCUCGCGUAUGACGGCAGACAUCGUCAAGGACGAGGAGGGACUGGUCAUCGGCGUCGGAGACAAAGACGACAUCGUCGACGUUUACGAGAAGAUCGACAAGGCCCUGGUGGAUUUCGUGAGGAUCAACUACAAGCACUGCCUGAUCACGAGCAUAUCGAUGGUGUAUCAGUUCGUCGUCUUGCAGCAACUGACGAAGGGCGAGAUCAAGAUGGAGAAUUACAGCGACAUCGCCACGAUCCUCUCCUGUUGCGGCGACGUCAUUUCCGCCGACGUUCCGGCGAAACUGGAGGAGAUGUCCGCCGUCAUCAGGAGAUCCAAGCUGGCCGAGCGAUUCUCGGAGGUCCGACCGGAGGACGGGGUCGGAUGGUUGAAGACGAACUGCGCGGAGGUCUACGAUAUGCUCGGCGAUUUCUUGGACGUUCACGGGCACAGACUGUUGGGCGAGAUGGAAUUAAGCAUAGACUCUUGGUCGAUGGACCCUUCGGCCGUCAUAAAGAUGCUUCAGAUGAACUGUAAAUUCGAAACUGUCGACAAGGCAGAAGCAGUCGUAUCUAAAGACAUAGUGAACGAACUCAAAUCUCCGAUUUCCAACGCAACCAAGCACAUCCUGAGAUUCCUGAUAAAAAGAUACAGGAAAGCGGUGGGAUACAGGGAAAUAUCUAAAUCGACGUUGAUAAAAACCGCGAACAAAUUCAGGAUAGCCUAUAAAACUUUAGCGAGGAAGAUGAAGAACCGUGGUCUCAUCCCCGAUGAGAACCUGAUUUACCACCUGACCCAAUACGAAAUAUGGCAGAUAAUCCACGGGAAGAACCCUGCUCUGAUCUCGAAAGCGCUGAGAAGACAGAGGUUGUAUCCGACGUGGAACAAGCUGAAAUUCCCGGAGGUGAUGAUGGAGAUGCCUGUGCCGGUAACUGAAGACGAGGAAAUUUUUGAAAUAUCCGACUCCGAUGUGGUUUGUACCGGUACCCCUGUGUGCGUUGGCGAAGUUGAGGGUAGAGCCGCAGUGGUGACUUCUCUGGACGAUGUACACCUGUUAAGACAAGGGGAUGUCUUGAUAACCAAAAGCACGGAUAUAGGGUGGUCCCCGUAUUUUCCGAUGUUGUCGGGCGUGGUCACCGAACUUGGGGGUUUGGUUUCACACGGUGCUGUUGUGGCGAGGGAAUAUGGGCUUCCUUGUAUUGUUGGGGCUCAGAACGCGACUAGGAUGUUCAAGACUGGAGAUAAAGUUGUGAUUUCUGGAAAGAACGGGGUGAUCAAGCUUUUAUCUAGGUGAUCUAGCCUGUAUAAGAAAGUGAACAAGUACAAAUCAGUAUUUUUAUAACCUGAAAUAUAGAGACAAUCUAUAUUCCAUUUAGAUUAUCAUUUUUAUUUUUUUUAAUAUUGUACUCAUAAGUCAGAAGAUGGAUUGUAUUUUAUUGGGGAUAUUGUUAUAUCGUUUGUCGAUUUAUU